Molecule: messenger RNA, 2000 nt
Organism: Nicotiana attenuata
Lineage: Eukaryota; Viridiplantae; Streptophyta; Magnoliopsida; Solanales; Solanaceae
Product: extensin-2
Exons: 2
Coding region: 106-1977 (623 amino acids)
Biological process (GO): plant-type cell wall organization
Molecular function (GO): structural constituent of cell wall
Source: RefSeq, a predicted model, not a curated record
ACCUCUCAACAUUAUCUCCUUUCUUCUUCCCCUUCAAAGCUUUUGGAAAUUUAAGUAAUAGCCAUAUUUGGGAGGCUGGUGCAGGAAUUAAUUUUCCGGCAUAAAAUGAGGCUUCACGGUGGCGGCCCCGCCAAGGGUCGUCAAUAUUUGCCACCAAUCUUAGUGGCAUUAGCCAUAUUGGUUGUUGCUAAUAUAGCGUCAGCAGAACCUUAUAUAUAUUCUUCUCCACCACCUCCAUCAUACGAGUACAAGUCACCGCCGCCUCCAACUCCUUCUUCACCGCCACCUUAUGUCUACAAAUCUCCACCUCCUCUGUCACCUUCUCUCCCGCCACCGUAUGUGUAUAAAUCUCCUCCACCUUCAUCAUCAUCGCCACCUCCACCAUAUUACUAUAAGUCUCCUCCACCACCAUCACCUUCACCACCCCCGUAUCAUUAUAAGUCUCCACCUCCACCAUCACUUUCACCACCACCUCCAUAUUAUUAUAAGUCUCCACCUCCACCUUCUCCCUCGCCUCCACCACCACCUUCUCAUUCACCUCCUCCACCAUACUACUAUAAAUCUCCACCUACUCCAUUUCCAUCACCACCCCCACCCUACUACUACUACAAAUCCCCACCACCACCUGCGAAGUCACCUCCUCUCCCAUACUAUUACAGUUCUCCACCACCACCAGUGAAGUCUCCUCCUCCGCCAUAUCAAUAUUCGUCACCACCACCAAAGAAAUCACCUCCCCCACCAUAUCUCUACACUUCCCCACCACCACCUGCGAAGUCACCUCCUCCCCCAUACUAUUACAGUUCUCCACCACCACCAAUGAAGUCUCCUCCUCCGCCAUAUCAAUAUUCGUCACCACCACCACCAAAGAAAUCACCUCCGCCACCAUAUCACUACACUUCCACACCACCACCAAUUAAGUCUCCUCCUCCACCAUAUUACUAUUCCUCACCACCACCACCAAAAAAAUCACCUCUGCCACCAUAUCACAACACUUCCCCACCACCACCAGUUAAAUCUCCUCCUCAACCAUAUUACUAUUCCUCACCGCCACCACCCAAGAAAUCACCUCCUCCACCAUAUUACUACUCUUCUCCUCCACCACCAGUAAAGUCACCUCCAACUCCAUAUUACUACACCUCCCCACCACCGCCAAAGAAGUCGCCUUCCCCACCAUACUCCUACACUUCACCACCACCACCUACUCAUUACUAUCCUCCACGUCAUUAUAUGGUGGUCAAGGUUGUGGGAAAGGUAUACUGUUUUAGAUGCUAUGAUUCAAAAUAUCCAGAAAAGUCUCAUGGCAAGAAACACCUAAAAGGUGCUGUUGUUGAGAUAACUUGCAAGGCUGGUGACAAGAAAAUUGUGAGUUAUGGUACCACAAAGAUCAACGGCAAAUUUAGCAUUACUGUUAAAGGAUUUGAAUAUAGCAAAUAUGGAGCAAAGGCUUGCGAGGCUAAACUCCACAGUGCUCCAAAAGAUUCAAAUUGUGACAUUCCUACAAACCUUCAUUGGGGAGUAAAUGGUGCUAACCUCAAAGUGAAGUCAAAGAACCAUUAUGAAGUUGUACUUUAUGCAAAACCAUUUGCUUAUGGCUCUAAGACACCUUAUGCGAAAUGCAUAAAAUCUAAGCCUACACCUGCUCCAUACUACUACAAAUCUCCUCCACCUUCAUCGCCAACUUAUAUUUAUAAGUCACCACCUCCUCCAUCACCAGCAUAUAUUUAUAAGUCACCACCUCCCCCAACCCGUACAUACGUUUACAAAUCUCCGUCGCCACCAACUAAGUCCCCAUCAUCUCCUUAUUAUUACAAGUCUCCGCCUCCACCAUCACCGAAACCUGCACCCAUAUAUUAUUAUAAAUCACCACCACCUUCGUUACCAUCGCCUCCACCUCCUUACUAUUACAAAUCUCCUCCACCACCAUCGCAUUCUCCUCCUCCUCCAUAUUACUACAAGUCACCACCACCACCAUCAUAAUCACCUCCACCAUCUUACCAUUA